AUGGAUCGCCUCGAGAAUCUGCCAAAUUGGCGAGUGAACGCUUCGUUGCAUGACGAUGUGCCGGUGGCACACUCGCUGACCGGCAUGGCGACUGCCUACGACUUUUUAUACAGCGCUUUAAACGAUACGCAAAGAACUCGCUUUUUGAAGAAGAUCGCAUCUGUUACAAAAGAACUGUAUGAAAGAUCCUACGAUCGCAAGUUGUGGUGGGGAAAUUGUUACCUUCAAAAUCACGUUGCUACGAACUAUAUGGCUAUUUUAACGGGCGCUCUAGUUGUCUCCAGGCAUCAGAAAGUGGACGGUGAAACAUGGAUGUCACGCGCUCAUCUAAUGCUGAGUAGGAAUUUAGAGUUAUUAAACAAUGUAGUGGAUGGCUCGAUAGAUGAAGGUGUAGCUUAUGGAACUUACACGUCACGUUCUUUGACACAGUAUGUGUUCUUUGCGUUACGCCACUUCCGGCGCGAUUUCACGCAUAACCCUUGGUUCAGAGAGCACCUUUGGUUUAUACACUAUACUGUCCUUCCUGGGUUUAAACAGACCGUGGGUAUUGGUGAUUCAAAUCGCAACUGGUUCUACGGCCCAGAGAGUCAGUUAGUGUUUCUCGAUAGUUAUGUGCUUAAGAAUGGAUUGGGAAACUGGUUAGCUCGACAAAUCACAGUACAUCGAGACACGAAACCACCCUUUGCUCAAGCAAAGUCACAUGUUAACUGCAUGCUGCACACAGAAUUUCUGUUUUACAAUGCCAGCAUUGUGCCGAGAGCUCAACCAAAUCCGUCGUUGCCACGCCUUCACGUGUUCGCUGACUGGGGAGUUGUUACUUACGGCGGUGGAGUAGCCACGUCCCGUAGAAACCGCUCGGACAACCCACUGAUAUGGCAAGGAACAUUUCUUUCCUUUAAAUGCAGCGUUCUUCAUGGAAGAGCUGUUAAUUCUAUCGUCAGAGGAAGACGCUUGCAUUCCUGGAUUAGAAGGUUGACGAAUUUUAACCCAGGCCAUGAGCAUCCCGACCAAGGAUCCUUCGUGUUCGCCCCAAAUGGAGUACCCUUUAUUACUGAUACACUAUACGCUCCUAAAUACACGUGGCUCAAUAAUGCCUUAGUAUUUGGACCCUCUUUAAACUCAGCAUGUUUUAGCCCCUUCGAGGGACAAAUAGGAGAGUGCCAUGGUUGGUUUAAUUUCAAAACAAGGUCUGCUUGGAGAGCAGAAGGGGAAAUUGUUUCUGCUUCUCACGAAGGCGACAUGGUUUUUACUAGCGGUGAAAUGAGCCAGUGGUAUCGAGCAGAGUUAGGCCUUUUGAGCAUCUAUCGUAGCCUGGUGAUGCUGACUCCAAGCGUUCUAUUAGUUGUUGAUCACAUUGAACGAAAGCGAGGAGGAGAAGCAUCGAUUAUGAGUGCCUUCUUUCACAAUGUGGACCACCCCUUUAAACUCAACACAAAUUCGUUUGCCAGCAUCUCAAUAGAUGGACUUUUGCAUCAAGUUCAUUGGUUUAAUUUUAAUCUCGGCACGAAAAGCUUAGUCGAAGCAAGAACGUACGUUACAGACUAUAAAUCCAUGAAGACAAACUAUCUUAAUGUAACCACGCCACUAGAAGCGCAUAUUACUAGAACCGCGUAUCUUUUCCUGGGACCUGGGAACAGCAUAGAACCUGCUGAAGUACUACAUUCCCAUGAACUUGGGUUGAAGCUACUAUUGACCGUCAAUAGGGUGAAAUAUCUCGUUUCUAUAGCAACACAACAUAACCAGCCCUAUUCGAGAUACAAGUUCCUGGGCUUUGGGGGAUUUUGCAAAGUACGAAUCAACAAUAGCAAGACAAUACGCUUUGGUCUGGAUGUUAUUUCCAAAUCUGAAGUGGUCGAUCUGACUGAAUCGCCCAGUGGAGUGAAAUGGCCAAUAUGGAGUAUUUUUCCAACACUUUGUCUUAUAUUCGGCGUUUCAAGCACCUUUUGCCUUUUCUAUUAUCAGCUUCGACGCAAACUGAUUGGACGGAAUAUCCGUAAAACAGUCUUUUUGGGUCUUUUGGCGAUUUGGAUAAUUCUUACCUUCGUGAUCAACAUUGAUUUGUCUUUGACUGGGCCAAUACGAAUGAAAUUUACGAAAGACAACGAAAAUUUCGAACCCGAAGAAACCCCUCCACUUGUUUUUUACACUUCUCUUCCCAUGGCCGGAAGCGAAAUUCUGCAUUACCUGUUUAAGAAUACUUCAGACUUCUUUUACGCAGGCCUCCGCGAAUCCACGCACAAAUUUCUAAAUCCUUGUGGGACAUAUUCUCUCUUCCUGCCAUCUAAUGAUACAGCUUAUCUGAGAAAGUGGCUUAGAGCUUUGUCUAAAGAUCCGAAAGGGUUCCUGCCAAACUUACGUAAAAUAUCCCGUAAGCUAUUACCCUCGGUUCGACUUGGAAACCCUGGAUGGAGCUUGAAACUUGGGUGGUUAAGAAAAGUCGUAGGACAAAGAAUGCGCGCUAUUGUUGUAGUGAGAGACCCUAGGGGUUGGGUGAACUUCUGGUUUCGUGAAAUGCGCGCGGAUAGCACACUUGGUGUUGAAGUUCAUAAAGCCAUUGAUGUGAUCAGAAAACUGAAGUGCCACAAUAAAUACUUGUCUUCCUUUGCACCGGAAUUUAAAGAACUUAGAGACGCUACGCUUGAAUACGGAAACGAAACUAAUGGAGACAUUAUUUCGCUUUUGGCUCAUCUUUGGAAGACGCAAAUGCAAGCCACGUACAGGGCAAAUUUUCACCUUCCUCAGGAAUCCAUUCACUAUGUACACUUCGAAGAUCUGAUUAACAAGCCUCGGAAAACUGCUCAGAGACUGUUUCAAUUUAUAGGUGUUCCUCUUUCACCCAGAGCUGAACAUCGUAUUCUCACCGCAGUAAAAACGUCACAGUUCUCUUUAGGCGCCUCAAGAGAGGUGCUUGGAACCAAAGCUGCGACGGCCUGGGAACGUGAGCUUACUGACAAAGAAGCUGAGCAAAUCAAAGAAAUCUGUGAUGAUGUGAUGAUCAGAUUUCGCUAUGCUUUCGAUUGA
This is a messenger RNA of Porites lobata, 3021 nucleotides long. NCBI's taxonomy places the organism in Eukaryota, Metazoa, Cnidaria, Anthozoa, Scleractinia, Poritidae. The record is from the annotation of a GenBank genome assembly.